AUGUUCUCUCUUCUGGUCCUUUUCAUGGGACUUGCUGGUCUGCAGGCAGGCCUCAAUCAUCAUAAAACAUUUCUGCAGAGCACGGUUCCUGAAAAGAUUUCAUCCACUGACACAGAAAGAGAUCCAGAAAAUAAUGUUGCUUAUAUGAUUACAAUAAAAGAAAAACCAUAUUUCGUUCAUCUCAAAAAGCAAUCAUUUUUAUCCCCCGUUUCUGUUGUUUAUUCUUAUGACAAAUAUGACACCCAGAAAACUAACAAUCCGUUUGAUCAGAUGGAUUGCAGUUAUUAUGGAUAUAUUGCAGGCAUUCCAAAUUCUCUUGUGUCACUCAGCACUUGUUCAGGACUCAGGGGAAUAUUGCAGUUGAAAAACAUCUCCUAUGGAAUCGAACCAAUGGAGGUUGCAUCAGGAUUCAUGCACAUGAUUUAUGAAGACAAAAAUUAUCACACUAACAUUUCUCUCUUAGGAAUCAGUGACAUUUAUAAUUCCAACUAUCAAUAUAGAAAAAGUUCAGAAAGAGUUGAAUUUUUCAAGUUAAUUCCUCAAUACCUUGAACUAUAUAUUGUUGUGGAUAAAAAUAUGUUUGAUUACAUGGGCUCUGAUAUAAAGGCUGUAACACAGAAGGUUAUUCAGAUAUUUGGACUUGUUAACACUAUGUUUAGUCAGUUAAAACUGACUGUUGUAAUAUCGUCCAUAGAAAUCUGGUCAAAUAAAAACAAAAUUUCUACUUUUGGAAAUCCUUAUUCAAUAUUAUACAGAUUUUUACAAUGGAAAUCUGAACAUGUCUUCCAGCCUGCAUACUUACUUGUCUUCAAGAAACAAAUUCAUUUUAAAGGAGCCGUACUACCUGGAAAAAUAUGUUAUAAGAACGAGGACGCAGGAGUUGCUCUGCAAGUUGAGGGUUCAUCUUUGGAGUCAUAUGCUGUCAGUAUCGUGCAGUUGCUUAGCCUUCAUAUGGGAUUGAGUUUUGACAAUACUGAUACCUGCUAUUGUUCAGGAGAUGUUUGCACAAUGUCACCAGAAGCAAUGCACUCUCGGGGUGUAAAGGAUUUUAGUACCUGUAGCUUGGAUGAGUUUAAACAUUUUGCUUCAAAUUCUAGUCUUGAAUGUCUUCGUAACAGCCUUCCUAUUAAGCCAGUUUACAAAAGAAAAAAGUUUGUUUGUGGCAAUGGAAUAUUGGAAAAAGGUGAACAAUGUGAUUGUGGCCUUGCAAAGAAUUGUACCCAUAAAAAAUGCUGUGAUCCCACAUCAUGUCGAUUCAAAGGUAGGGUAGUCUGUGGUUCCGGGGAAUGCUGCACACAAAGCUGCAAGCUAAAACCAGGUGGUAACAUUUGUAGGAAACAAUAUGAUGAAGAUUGUGAUUUUCUUGAGUAUUGCAAUGGGAUUGACCCACAUUGUGUGCCUGACACUUUUAAACGUGAUGGGGAAUAUUGUAAUGGAAAUGAAUCCUUCUGUUAUAAAGGGCAAUGUCGGAUGUUUGAUAAACAGUGUAGAGAUUUAAUUGGAGGAGCUGCUAGAGGUGGUCAAUUUGCUUGUUAUGAUGAGAUAAAUUCAAGAGGAGAUAGAUAUGGAAACUGUGGAAAAAAUUAUUGUUCUUUUCCUCAUGUCAUGUGUGGAAAAUUAGUUUGUGCCUGGCCACAUAAAGCAAUAGUAUCAAAAGCAAAUUUAUCUGUGAUUUACACACAAAUACGAAAUGAAAUAUGUGUGUCUACAUUUCUAAGCUCGGACAGGAUACCUGCCAAUGACAUAACAACAGUAAAUACACCUGAAGAUAGAGAUAAAACAUUUACAGAAGAUGGCACUUCGUGUGGUCCUGAUAUGUAUUGUAUCAACUUUACCUGUAGAGAGAUUAGACACAUGGUUGAUUAUUCUGCAUGCAACAAUACUAGAGACUGUAAUGACAAGGGAAUUUGCAACAAUUUCCAGCAUUGCCAUUGUGACAAAGGGUUUGCUCCUCCUUAUUGCAAACCACAAAAAAAUGCAUUUGGAAGUCAGGAUGAUGGGCACAUAUAUGCUGGUGGUAAAAAUUCAUUGGCCCAAAGAUCUGCUUCUUCAAAACGCAGAAUUCAACUCAUUUUCUACAUUUCUUUACCUAUGUUUGUCAUUAUUGCUGCUGUUUUAAUAAAGCAGGAUAAAAUAAGAGAUCUAUGCUACAGAGGUGAAACCGGAAGUGAAAGGUCUGUGUCAGUAGAAGACAGCAUUAACAGCAAAUUAUCCUCAACUGUAAGACUUAAUGAUAAAGGAAAUUCCCCAUGA
Messenger RNA from Myotis daubentonii (Daubenton's bat), 2253 nucleotides. Its product is annotated as disintegrin and metalloproteinase domain-containing protein 5-like. Gene Ontology annotation, biological process: proteolysis; binding of sperm to zona pellucida; cell adhesion. Bases 1 to 2253 code for a protein of 750 amino acids. NCBI's taxonomy places the organism in Eukaryota, Metazoa, Chordata, Mammalia, Chiroptera, Vespertilionidae. Gene Ontology annotation, cellular component: plasma membrane. The transcript is spliced from 21 exons. Gene Ontology annotation, molecular function: metalloendopeptidase activity. The record is from RefSeq and is a predicted model, not a curated record.